Molecule: messenger RNA, 731 nt
Organism: Ectocarpus siliculosus
Lineage: Eukaryota; Phaeophyceae; Ectocarpales; Ectocarpaceae
Source: the annotation of a GenBank genome assembly
AUGGAGUCGAUGGACUGGAGCUGGAACGCAGAGUUCGGCGCAAGGCACGACGUGUCCCAGGGGCGAGAGGUGUACAUGUCCCUGGACGUGCUGAACCAGGUGUGGACAGCGGAAAUGUCGUUCCUGCGAGACAUGUACCUCCUCGACGCCGACUUCUUCCGCUUCGUGUGGGGCCUGCUGCAGCAGCCGGAGGCGGCGGGGCCGGCCACAGCCACGCUCGCCGCGCACGCUGGCACAAAGGUUGCCGUGGAGAUGGUCGCGCACGCGAGGGCGAGCUCCUGCGUCGCUCCGUGGUGCAAGCGUCUCUCGCAGCUGGCGCGGGCUCACCAGCACGCGGCGGACAACGUGCUGGCCCUCCUUGCCGUCGGUCGAAGGAACGGCUCCAACGCUGGAUACCUGAGAGAGCUCCUCGUCUCUUGCCCGCGAGCCUCUACCCGUCUUGCCUUCGAGCACCUCGCCGUGGACGCCGUCGAGGCUUCGUCCAACCCGCCGCCGCCGCCGCCCUACGACGACGACGACGAUAACGCGCCGCCAGAGAGCGGCGGUGCGACGAGCGCGGUCGUUUCGUCGGAGGGCGAAGACGAACAACAACCGCCGGAGGCGGUGGCGGUGGCGCCGGCGAGCGUCGCCGUCGUUGACCAACAAACCUCGGCGCUGUCCCGGGUCCUGCUGGACCUCCUGGCGGACGAGUCGUACGGGUCGGCGCGGGGCGGGUCGCUCGGGGGGCUGAC